This is a messenger RNA of Anopheles maculipalpis, 3554 nucleotides long. It is a transcript of the gene Msh6, whose product is annotated as probable DNA mismatch repair protein Msh6. NCBI's taxonomy places the organism in Eukaryota, Metazoa, Arthropoda, Insecta, Diptera, Culicidae. Gene Ontology annotation, cellular component: nucleus; MutSalpha complex. The transcript is spliced from 4 exons. The record is from RefSeq and is a predicted model, not a curated record. Gene Ontology annotation, biological process: mismatch repair. Gene Ontology annotation, molecular function: mismatched DNA binding; ATP binding; ATP-dependent DNA damage sensor activity. Bases 15 to 3554 code for a protein of 1179 amino acids.
UUCUCCGUUGCAAAAUGUCCAAAAAUAAGGAAAAGUUCCCCAGCUCUCCCAACACACUGCACAAUUACUUCGCUAGGUCGCCCGCAAGUACGAAAAAACCGGCAAAUCCAUCAACCCCGACGAGUGCGCUUGCUGCUGCUGCAUCUGCUUCUGCUGCCGAACGGCCUUCGUUGAACAAUCAAACCAGUGGUACUCCGAAAAGCUCAAAAUCCAUCUUUAAAAAGGAAAAAGAAUCAAUUGGCAAGGAAAAACGACCUGCACCGGUAAAGUUGAGCGUGAAAGAUGAGGGAGAAGAAGAGAUUGCAACGAAAAAGAAGCGUCGUCGUGUGCUGAUGCUGGACGAUACGUCCGACAACGAGGAUGGUGACACCGGUGGUCUGAAUAAUGAGAAUAAACCGAACAAUAACAAUCUCGAGGACCAUGAUGAGCAGACGGGAACGAAACAGUUCACGUUGCUGUCCGCUUUCGAGCGACCAAAUGAACCGACCGAGUCCGAGGAACAGGUGAAAGAAGCAUCGGAAGAUGGACCGGUGCAGAAAAAGAUAAAAUUAGAAAAAUUGAAUGAAACGAUCGAUGAACCGGGUCCCGCACUAGACGAACCAACCGUCUGGACACACCAAAAGCUGGACUUUUUGAAACCGAACAAAAUUAAAGACAUUCACGGUAAUCGGCCCGGCAGUGACAAGUACGAUGGCCGAACGCUGUACGUGCCUGAUUCGUAUCUUAGUACACUGACACCGGCCAUGCGACAAUGGUGGAUACUGAAGAGCAAAAACUUCGACUGUGUCCUGUUCUUCAAGGUGGGCAAGUUUUACGAACUGUACCACAUGGAUGCGGAGGUUGGCGUUACGGAGCUGGGCUUCAGCUUCAUGAAGGGUGAGUUCGCACAUUCUGGCUUUCCCGAGGCGGCCUACGAUCGUAUGUCGACCACGCUCGUUGAAAAGGGUUUUAAGGUGGCUCGAGUCGAACAAACCGAAACACCCGAUAUGAUGCAGGAACGUUGUAAAACCGAGCGUACGAACAGCAAGUACGACAAGGUGGUUCGGCGCGAGAUUUGUCAGAUAACCGUGAUGGGAACGGAGGUGUUCGGGCAGCAGGUUAGCAUCACUGCAAACUACCAGCCACGGUACAUGCUGGCCCUUGCGGAAACUGUCCGACAAGGAGCGGGCAGUCGGUACGGAGUUUGCUUCAUUGACACCUCGAUCGGAUUGUUCCAUCUCGGUGAGUUUGAAGAUGAUAAUCAGCAAUCACGUCUCCUUACAUUCCUGUCGCACUAUCCACCGGUGCUGGUGCUGCAUGAACGUGCCGGCGCUAGCACCAUGUCGGAGGGAACACAGCGCAUCCUGCGUACUCUGCUUGCAAACGUAAAGCGUGAAGCGCUCACUACAGGCAGUCAAUUUUGGUCGGGUGAAACCACGCUCAAGUAUCUUGCGGGAUCGAUCUACGGAGAAGGAUCGACGGUGGAAGGCUCCAAAUGGCCACCGGUGCUGCGCACCAUGAUAGACGAGGCUGAUAGUUUGGGGCUAACGCCAAAAGAGUCGUACGAGCUUGCGUUGAAAGCUCUCGGCGGGUGUGUUUGGUAUCUGCAGCGAUGUCUUCUCGAUCAGCAGGUACUUUCGUUGGCCACCUUUGAAGAGUACGUCCCGUUUGAUGAAAGCAAAGCAUUGAACGAGUCGUUUGAGAAGCGUCUUGGAGCUGCCAAAGCGAAACGCUUCAUGGUGCUGGAUUCAAUAACACUGAACAAUCUGAAGAUCGUCGGAUCAGAAGGUUCUCUGGUGGACCGGAUGGACCAUUGUUGCACCAAGUUCGGUAAACGGUUGCUCCACAACUGGGUCUGUGCACCGAGCUGCAUUAAGGAGGAGAUUCUGCAGCGUCAGGAAGCGGUCGGAGAGUUGAUCGAUAAUGUCGAUCUGCUGCAAGACGUUCGCCAGAUUCUUGGACAACUCCCAGACAUGGAGCGACAUCUAGCUCAGAUCCACGGGUUUGGACUGGCGCUUCACAAUCAUCCAGCCAAACGGGCCAUUCUGUACGAAGAGCACGUGUACGGGAAGAAAAAAAUGCGCGAUUUCAUCGCCACACUGAAAGGAUUCGAAUCUCUGCUAUCGCUACCGAAGCUUUUUUCGGCUGUUUCUUCCAAACUUCUCGUUCGAUUAACUCAAAAGGCGAACUCCAACCCACCGGGCGCCUUCCCGUCGAUGGAAAAGCAGAUAAAAUUCUUUGAAAACUCAUUCGACCACGAAAAUGCGCUCAAGAGCGGAAGUAUCGUACCGGAGAAGGGGCUCGAUGCGGAGUACGACGCCAUCGAACAGGAAAUCAAAGAUUUAAACGAUGAACUGGAAGAUUAUCUCGUGCAGCAGGGGAAGUUCUUCGGGUGCACGGUGAAAUACGUCGGAAACGAUAAGAAACGCUUCCAGCUGGAAGUUCCGGAAGCACGAGCAAAGAAAGCGACGAGCGACUACACACUGGAAGGUACCAAAUCUGGCAAGAAUGGUGCGAAACGAUUCUACACCGAGGAAACGCGUCACUUUCUGAAGCAGAUGAUGCAGCUGGAAGAACGUAGGAAAACGGUCCUGAAAGAUUUGGCUCGCCGAAUCUUUGAGCGAUUCUCGCGCGAUUACGAAAUGUGGAAGGGAUGCAUCGAUCUGGUGGCCAUGCUCGAUGUGCUAACUUCCCUAGCGGAAUAUGCCCGCUCGGAAGGACUCGCCUGCGUUCCGGAACUGCUCGAUAAGGACGAUCCGGCAAACGGGGGCAACAAAUCGUUCAUCGAAAUCGAGGAAGGAACUCAUCCGUGUAUUACGAGCGAUGCGGCAGAGAAUUUCAUCCCGAACGGCAUAGCAAUCGGUGGUGGAGAAGGUAAAGCCAAUUUGGUGCUACUUACCGGCCCAAACAUGGGCGGUAAAAGUACACUGAUGCGACAGGUUGGUUUGCUGGCCGUAAUGGCACAGAUCGGAUCGAGAAUACCGGCCCAAAGCUGCCGAAUGACGCUUAUCGAUCGUAUCUUUACGCGACUCGGUGCAAGCGAUGACAUUAUGGCCGGACACAGCACAUUCCUGGUGGAGUUGAACGAAACGUCCGCCAUCUUGAAGCAUGCGACCGCCGACAGUCUGGUGCUGUUGGAUGAAUUGGGUCGCGGAACGGCAACAUACGAUGGGACGGCUGUCGCUGGUUCAGUGGUACACUUUCUGGCGGAUUUGAAAUGUCGCACGAUGUUUUCGACGCAUUACCACAAUCUGGUGGACAGUUUCCACGAUGAUCCGCGUGUUGUUCUUGGACAUAUGGCUUGCAUGGUGGAAAACGAAGAUAGCGAUGAUCCUACCCAGGAAACGGUCACGUUUCUGUACCGAUACACCGGGGGCGCAUGUCCAAAAUCGUACGGAUUCAAUGCAGCCAAGUUGGCGGGUAUGCCCACAGCCAUUAUUAAACGAGCGUACGAGCUCUCUAAAUCGGUCGAGGCAGGAGCCCUUAAGCGUAAGAUACUGAUGAAGCUACUCAAGAAUGCGCCCCAAAACGAGAUCAAAGAACUCGUCGUAAAGUUGAAAUCCUGCCAAUUUUAA